Messenger RNA from Macrobrachium nipponense, 2362 nucleotides. RefSeq names its product heat shock 70 kDa protein cognate 4. Gene Ontology annotation, molecular function: ATP-dependent protein folding chaperone; ATP binding. Gene Ontology annotation, cellular component: plasma membrane; cytosol; nucleus. Lineage: Eukaryota; Metazoa; Arthropoda; Malacostraca; Decapoda; Palaemonidae. The transcript is spliced from 2 exons. The coding region runs from base 142 to 2103 and encodes 653 amino acids. The record is from RefSeq and is a predicted model, not a curated record.
AUAGGCAGGGGCGCGCAGCCAGUACCCUCAGAUCUGAAGCAAUAACACGACAAGUUUUAUUUUCCAUUGUCAGUUCUUCUAUUUAACUCGCCGAAAUUAUUUUCUGUUUCAUUCUCCCACAUCUUGUGGCUAAAAGAAGGAAUGGCGAAGGCUCCAGCUGUUGGCAUCGACCUGGGCACGACCUACUCGUGCGUGGGCGUCUUCCAGCACGGAAAGGUGGAAAUCAUAGCCAACGACCAAGGCAACAGAACCACUCCCUCUUACGUGGCAUUCACAGACACUGAGAGACUGAUCGGAGAUGCCGCCAAGAACCAGGUCGCCAUGAAUCCCAACAACACGGUCUUCGACGCCAAGCGACUCAUCGGCCGCAAGUUCGAUGAGGCGUCGGUGCAGAGCGACAUGAAGCACUGGCCAUUCAACGUCAUCUGCGAUGGCGGCAAACCAAAAAUUCAAGUCGAUUACAAAGGCGAGACGAAGACAUUCUUCCCAGAAGAGAUCUCCUCUAUGGUCUUGAUCAAAAUGAAGGAGACUGCUGAGGCCUAUUUGGGCCACACAGUCAAGGAUGCUGUAGUCACUGUCCCUGCUUACUUUAAUGAUUCCCAGAGACAGGCCACAAAGGAUGCUGGCACUAUCUCCGGUAUGAAUGUUUUGCGUAUCAUCAAUGAGCCUACAGCUGCUGCUAUUGCCUAUGGCCUUGACAAGAAAGUUGGGGGUGAGCGCAAUGUCCUGAUCUUUGAUCUUGGGGGUGGCACCUUUGAUGUGUCUAUUCUGACCAUUGAGGAUGGUAUCUUUGAAGUAAAGUCCACUGCUGGAGAUACUCAUCUGGGAGGAGAGGACUUUGACAACAGGAUGGUUAACUUCUUCAUGCAAGAGUUCAAAAGAAAGUACAAAAAGGAUCUCUCAUCAAACAAGCGUGCUAUCAGGAGGCUAAGAACUGCCUGUGAACGCGCCAAGCGUACUCUCUCAUCUUCAACUCAGGCGAGCAUUGAAAUUGACUCUCUCUUUGAAGGCAUUGAUUUCUAUACCUCAGUUACUCGCGCUCGUUUUGAGGAACUUUGCUCUGAUCUCUUUAGAGGAACUCUGGAGCCAGUAGAAAAAUCUCUUCGUGAUGCUAAGAUGGACAAGACUCAGAUUCAUGACAUUGUCUUAGUUGGAGGCUCUACUCGAAUUCCCAAGAUUCAGAAACUUUUGCAGGACUUCUUCAAUGGCAAAGAUUUAAAUAAAUCCAUCAACCCUGACGAAGCUGUCGCAUAUGGUGCUGCUGUACAGGCUGCUAUCCUUAGUGGUGACAAGUCUGAAACUGUUCAAGAUCUGCUUCUACUUGAUGUCACUCCUCUCUCUCUUGGUAUUGAAACUGCUGGAGGUGUCAUGACUGCGCUUAUCAAGCGUAACACAACCAUCCCAACUAAGCAGACCCAGACAUUCACCACUUACUCAGACAAUCAGCCUGGUGUACUCAUCCAGGUAUAUGAGGGCGAGCGUGCCAUGACCAAAGACAAUAACCUUCUUGGUAAGUUUGAACUCACUGGUAUUCCACCAGCUCCACGCGGCGUCCCGCAGAUUGAAGUCACUUUCGACAUUGACGCUAACGGCAUCCUCAACGUCUCUGCUGUAGACAAGUCUACGGGUAAAGAGAACAAGAUCACCAUCACCAACGACAAGGGACGGCUGAGCAAGGAAGACAUCGAGCGCAUGGUGCACGAAGCUGAGAAGUACCGCGAAGAGGACGAAAGUCAGCGCGACCGCAUCUCAGCCAAGAACUCUCUCGAGUCCUACUGCUUCAACAUGAAGUCUACCGUCGAGGACGAGAAGUUCAAGGACAAGAUCCCCGAGAGUGACCGUCAGACCAUCAUCAGCAAGUGCAACGAGACCAUCCAGUGGCUCGAUUCGAACCAGCUGGCUGAGAAAGAAGAGUACGAGCACCGCCAGAAGGAGGUGGAGCAAGUCUGCAAUCCCAUCAUCACGAAGAUGUACGCCGCGGCUGGUGGUCCUCCUCCAGGUGGUAUGCCCGGUGGUAUGCCCGGUGGUAUGCCAGGUGGUGCCCCAGGUGGACCCCAGGGUGGUGCUUCCGGUAGUGGACCAACAAUCGAAGAGGUUGAUUAAACAGUAGGCCCAUACAUAUGAGAAAUAAAACUGCUUAUGUUCACAUCAUCACAUUCAAGUGACUAAAUCUCGUCCAGUCAUUAAGUUAAAUCAAAAGGGAAAUAAUCUGAAAAAUGCUAAAUUAGCUGAAAAGAACAAUAAUGAUAUAGUAGGUACUUCUCGUAUGUAAUGCUCUGAUUGAUUGCUGUCUUCUUAUCACCUACAAUUAAGGUUCGACUUACGAUUUUAUACAAUAUUUUUGUAAUAAAAUUACCUGAUA